Pelmatolapia mariae (spotted tilapia) is the source of this 2170-nucleotide messenger RNA. RefSeq names its product protein SET-like. Bases 159 to 974 code for a protein of 271 amino acids. Gene Ontology annotation, molecular function: histone binding; chromatin binding. The transcript has 8 exons. Gene Ontology annotation, cellular component: nucleus; chromatin. The record is from RefSeq and is a predicted model, not a curated record. Gene Ontology annotation, biological process: nucleosome assembly. NCBI's taxonomy places the organism in Eukaryota, Metazoa, Chordata, Actinopteri, Cichliformes, Cichlidae.
AGAAACGAGCGUGCAAAGCUGCGCUCAGUCCUCCUCCUUAUCGUGUACUGUGAGACACGCACUCUGUCCAAGGUGGAAGUAACUUUUGUCCUGUGGAGAAGAGUUUUGAACCGCCUUGGAUAUACGUCUGGUCGAAAGAGUCACAACAAACGAUAACCAUGUCGGCCUCAUCGGCAAAAGUCAGUAGGAAGGAGAAUUCAAAUCACGACGGAGCGGACGAGACCUCUGAAAAAGAGCAGCAGGAAGCAAUUGAGCACAUUGAUGAAGUACAGAAUGAAAUUGACAGACUGAAUGAACAGGCUAGUGAAGAAAUUUUAAAAGUAGAGCAGAAGUACAAUAAAUUACGCCAGCCAUUCUUUCAGAAGCGAUCAGAAAUCAUAGCCAAAAUCCCCAACUUCUGGGUCACAACGUUCGUCAACCAUCCACAAGUUUCAGCUCUUCUGGGAGAGGAGGACGAGGAAGCACUUCAUUACUUGUCAAGGGUGGAGGUCACGGAGUUUGAGGACAUAAAGUCUGGAUAUAGAAUAGAUUUUUAUUUUGACGAGAAUCCAUACUUCGAGAACAAAGCCCUCUCCAAAGAGUUUAAUGUAAACGAGAGCGGCGACCCGGUUUCCAAAUCAUCUGAAAUCAAAUGGAAAGCUGGAAAGGACCUGACAAAACGUACGGGUCAGACGCCAAACAAAGCUGGGAAGAAAAGGCAGCAUGAGGAGCCAGAGAGCUUCUUCACCUGGUUUACUGACCACUCGGAUGCAGGCGCUGAUGAACUGGGAGAAGUGAUCAAGGAUGACAUUUGGCCAAACCCACUGCAGUACUACCUGGUCCCAGACAUGGAGGAUGAGGAAGGUGAUGGCGAUGAUGAUGAUGAAGAAGAAGAGGGACUGGAAGAUAUUGAUGAAGGGGAGGAAGAGGAGGGUGAAGAUGAAGAUGAGGACGGUGAUGGGGAAGAUGGAGAGGAUGACGGCGAAGAUGAUUAAAGGUUUCAGUCAACACCUUUUCUCCAUCCUCGCUCCGUGAUCUCUCUUCAACUCAUGGGAGCAAAUUUCUUUUUUUGUUUGUUUUUUUUUUGGGGUGGGGGGGGGGGUCUGUGUGUUGUCACCCUGUCCGUCCUCUUCCUCUGCAGCCACAGCCUGCAGAUAAUGUCUGAGGACCAGCUCCAUAUACAGCGGGUCUGCAGAGGGGUGGAGGUGCAGGUGUCAGUGGCUCUCUGGAUUUUUCACCUGUCAUUAUUUCUCUACAUCUCCCAAAGACAUGCAAAAGAAUUAAAAAAAAAAUUUGUAGCAUUCUGCACGUCAUCCUAUGUAGAUUUAAACUCCAUACAAUAACAAUUUGUAUGUACAAUAAAAAUGACAGUUUCUGUUGAAGUUGUGAGUUCAAUAAAAAUAAGCCAUGGUGCAGUGAUAACUUAAUCAUAGCAUCCUUAGCGCAUACGUGUGUGCGCAUGCACAUAUAUAUAUAUAUAUGCAUGCGCGCACACACACGUACAUAUAACAUACACUCAUAUAUCAGUACACACGUAUGUAUGUAUGUGUAUAUAUAUAUAUAUAUAUAUAUACAUAUGUGUGUGUAUACAUAUGUGUAUGUGUUUAUUAUUAUAUAUUCAGUGGUGGGGGUAAUGAGGCUUAUUAGAAGCUGCAUUUUCCUUUGUGACUUAUUGUAUUAAUGAACUGAUUAAAAGCACCAGCUUGUUCCUUUGAACUGUUGUAAAUGUUUUGGGAUAUCCAUGUAUCUUGGUAGGCCAGUUAAUUGUACACAGUUUAAUGGGGGAGGGUAUGGUUGGGCAGGGGGACUUUGACACCAACUCUGGACUUCUGUUAAAUAAAGUUUCAUUGUCUUGUUUUCCAGGCAUCCACAACAAAGAGUUGUAAUGUACAUUUUCUCAUAUAUACAUAUAUAUAUAUGUAUGUGUGUAUGUAUGUAUAUAUAUAUAUAUAUAUAUAUAUAUAUAUAUAUAUAUAUAUAUAUAUAUAUAUAUAUAUAUAUAUAUAUAUAUAUAUAAAAUUACACUGAAACUCAGAGUUCUAGGUUAGUGUAACACGUUCAGAUGGGAGACAAUACGCUGUUCUCUUGAGUCCUCUGGAGUCUGCAGCUUUUCUCCUGUACUGCUAGAGACCUGUUCCCAUUAAAUUAAGUGUACUAGUUACUUUGUUACAAUAAAUAAAUGUAUACAUGA